This is a messenger RNA of Habropoda laboriosa, 321 nucleotides long. RefSeq names its product TPPP family protein CG45057-like. Gene Ontology annotation, molecular function: tubulin binding. Lineage: Eukaryota; Metazoa; Arthropoda; Insecta; Hymenoptera; Apidae. Bases 1 to 321 code for a protein of 106 amino acids. The record is from RefSeq and is a predicted model, not a curated record. The transcript has 3 exons. Gene Ontology annotation, biological process: microtubule polymerization.
AUGAGGGAUGAACCAGAGAUUAUUCCGUUAAAAGAGAUGUUCAUAGCAUACUGUCAAAUGGAUCCAGUUUCCUUCGAACAAAAUGUGGAACUUCUGCCACUAUCGCAAAGCGACAAAUGGUUAAUAUCUGCGCAUAUUCUCAACAUGGUUACAUUAACGACAACAGAUACAGGACUCGCAUUUUUUAAGUUUCGUAAAAGAGCUCUAACCUAUGAUGAAUAUUUAACUUACUUAGAAGAUCUGGCUAUAUCGAGAAAUAUCAAUCUCGAAGACAUGAAGGUUAAAAUGCAAACAUGUGGAAGGCCCAAGAAAACUUCUUGA